UGUUGAUCGCGAUGAAAGUGUCCCAAUAAGUCCUGACAAUGUAACAGUGAGCCAGUAUGAAAAUUGUAAUCAUCCACAUGUGUUCUUCAUGUUCUGAAAUGUCAGUCAUUAUAAAGGUUUAUGUAGUGGAGAGAGAAGAUCAUUUAUUUACGACACUAAAGAAGAACAAACAGGAUAUCGUCAAGUCAAAUACAAAGUCCGGAAAAUACUUUCCACCACUUGUGAAUGUGAAUGUUUGUAAUUUCACAAUUGGUGCAGUUAGACAGGCUGCGACUGGAAUGGUAGGUCAGACGAGUGGGUGUGCCCAAUGCAGACAGGUAAGCCGUGUCCAAACCUGCUUACCCUGUCUGCUGUUGCAGCAUCAAACCAGCAGCACAUACCUACACUAGAACAUUCUCCGUCUGGCUCCUCUUCUCGCUGCACCUCUCUCUGACUGUGUCUCUUUACAAACGCGUUGUGUUGACAUUUAGGUGUUACUGUUCAAAUAGCAGAUAUGCCUGUCAAAGUGUUUGUUACCAGCGUGAGCAGCAACUUGGAGAUAAAGAAACAUCAGCAGAAAAUCGAAAUGAUCCUCGACUCCCUGAAGAUCCCUUAUGACAGUGUUGACAUUGCUCAGAAUGGGGAUGAUAAGGAUGAAAUGAGGAGGAUUGCAGGGAACCCGACUGCACUGCCACCCCAAAUAUGCAACGGUGAUAUCUACUGUGGAGACUACAAAGCUUUUGAAGAAGCAGUGGAGAUGGAAGAACUGCAUAAAUUUCUUAAACUGUGACGGCUAUUGGAUCAACCACAUCACCUUGCACACUUAAAUAUCUAUCAAUCAAUUUGAAGAAAAGAAAAACGUGACCCGUAAAGUCAUAUAUUCACAUUUAUAUGAGGACAGAUGUUGUUUUUGGAAUAUGUAAAUGAAAAAUGCAUUUUUAAUUUGGGGGAUUAAAUUAAAUCUCAGAAUCUG
Platichthys flesus (European flounder) is the source of this 952-nucleotide messenger RNA. RefSeq lists its product as uncharacterized. Lineage: Eukaryota; Metazoa; Chordata; Actinopteri; Pleuronectiformes; Pleuronectidae. The record is from RefSeq and is a predicted model, not a curated record. The coding region runs from base 494 to 769 and encodes 91 amino acids. Gene Ontology annotation, cellular component: cytoplasm. The transcript has 3 exons.